CUCGUGCGCGAGAUGGGGAGUCUUAAUCAGUCCCGCGACUCCGGGAUUAAUAAUAAAUGCGGUUGUUUCUUUUUAUUUCUUUUUUUUUUUAACUUGAAAUUAUUGGUACAUCGGUAUUUUUGUCAGAGUCAGAAAGUUUAAUCGAACAACGGCGACUUCAAUCUGUGCUUCCAAUGAUUGCUCGAUUACCUGUCACACUUACAACGGAAUAGAUUUGAUGUAGAGCCGGAAGAGGGAGAAGGAAAAAGAAAUCAGCGGAGAGAGGUAUACCGAGUGUAUAAAAUGCACAUGUGCAGGCCAUAUGAUUCUUGGACGUGCACGUGCGCAAUGAAAGUGCGCAGCUGAUCGGACGAAUGGCUUAAUGCACACACGUGCUUGCGCAUAACAAAAGAUGAGCUGAUUUAAGCACAAGUUUGUUUCCAAGGAUACGUUUCCAAAUUUUUGCGCAAAUCUUUCGUCGUUUGUAUGAGCGAUGUUUUUUUUUUCGGAAAGGUUGGAGGUGAAUAUUAUUUAAACAAUUGUGUUUUGCAGCAGUAUCUUGGUGACGAUACCUCUUAUCACGCGUGAUAUAUAUAUAUACGCAGCUGAGAAGCAUCGAAGUUGCGUGUGUCGUGCGAACACGUCCGAUUUAACCUAACCUAAUCCGACGAGUCUCGUACAAGCGUCGCUGUGUAGCCUAGCGUUAUUUUGACUCAUCUGAGAGGCGAACUCACAGCUGAUAGCGCGUCACAUACGUUGCAGUAGGUGAUAGUCCGUCGUAACGUUAACAACAAACAUGAAUCUUACACCUAGAAGAUCAUACAAAGAAAAACGUACCUUCGACCAACGAUAUGCCACUGCAUUGGAAAUCAGAAGGCAAUAUCCCAAUAAAAUUCCUGUGAUUGUGGAACGUUACAAGUGCGAAAGACAAUUGCCACUUUUGGACAAGAAUAAGUAUCUGUUACCGGAUUUUUUAACCGUAGCAGAAUUCCUCGUAAUAAUCAGGCGCCGAUUACAACUAAAUCCAACACAAGCAAUCUUCCUACUAGUAAACCAAAGAUGUGUUGCAAGCUGUAGCAUGACUAUGGGUCAACUGUAUCAGCAAGAACGAGAUUCAGAUGGUUUUGUUUAUGUUACAUUUGCUAGUCAGGAUGUAUUUGGCAGUUCGGAAUGUGCAAGAGAGUUGCUGCAUCAUUAACCCCGAGCUUUACUACUUUAAAUCAA
Messenger RNA from Pseudomyrmex gracilis, 1203 nucleotides. Its product is annotated as microtubule-associated proteins 1A/1B light chain 3A-like. The record is from RefSeq and is a predicted model, not a curated record. Gene Ontology annotation, cellular component: autophagosome; cytosol; autophagosome membrane. Lineage: Eukaryota; Metazoa; Arthropoda; Insecta; Hymenoptera; Formicidae. Gene Ontology annotation, biological process: autophagy of mitochondrion; macroautophagy; cellular response to nitrogen starvation. The transcript is spliced from 3 exons. Gene Ontology annotation, molecular function: ubiquitin protein ligase binding. Bases 776 to 1177 code for a protein of 133 amino acids.